CUCUCGUUUUGUUCUCGAUGCUUGUAUUAGAGGUCAGUUCCCCCCAACAAAGAUGUCAGCGCCCUGGAAAACCGUGUGUAUUAGUGCCCUGAACACAGUGAAUCGUUUUUAUAGAACCUCUUUAGGAAAAAUCUCUUUUAUUAGGUUCUACAGUACAGAGAAAGAAAAUACAGAGACCCCAGAAAACACUAGCGCCCCAGAAACGGAAAAGAAGACCGGCGGGUUUGCGACGGCUUUCGAACUGCACUCAGAACUGCGUAAGGUGCAGGAUAGUCCUGACAGCAGGAAGGAGAAGUCCUCAAAGGAUGCAGAGUCAUUUGCAUCAUUGCUACGGCAUUCACCCUUAAUGCAGUUGGGACCUGCCAAAGACAAAAUCGCUAUUGGCAGAAUCUUUCACAUUAUAGGCGAUGAUCUAUACAUUGAUUUUGGAGGCAAAUUUCACUGUGUAUGCAAACGCCCUGCAGUAGAUGGCGAAAAGUACCAUAGAGGAACUAGAGUGCGUCUGAGAUUGCUAGAUCUGGAGCUUUCAUCACGGUUCCUAGGAGCCAGCACAGACACAACACUCCUGGAGGCUGAUGCAGUUUUACUGGGUGUGCUGGAAAGUAAAGACCAGAAGAUAAAAGAGUAGAAUCCACGUAGACCACCUAGCAGUUUUCCUGUCUUCUGCUUCUUUACUUACAACGGUCUAAAAUAAUUUGUAAUGUUUAAAAUUGAUUUUUAUUCGGCCGGACAGUCUAACUGUUGGUGCAAGUAAAUAAAACACCUAAAGAUUAA
Protopterus annectens (West African lungfish) is the source of this 774-nucleotide messenger RNA. It is a transcript of the gene MRPS28, whose product is annotated as mitochondrial ribosomal protein S28. Bases 53 to 628 code for a protein of 191 amino acids. NCBI's taxonomy places the organism in Eukaryota, Metazoa, Chordata, Ceratodontiformes, Protopteridae. The record is from RefSeq and is a predicted model, not a curated record. Gene Ontology annotation, cellular component: mitochondrial small ribosomal subunit. The transcript is spliced from 3 exons.